This is a messenger RNA of Prosopis cineraria, 1338 nucleotides long. Its product is annotated as NADH--cytochrome b5 reductase 1-like. Lineage: Eukaryota; Viridiplantae; Streptophyta; Magnoliopsida; Fabales; Fabaceae. Bases 284 to 1120 code for a protein of 278 amino acids. The transcript has 9 exons. Gene Ontology annotation, molecular function: cytochrome-b5 reductase activity, acting on NAD(P)H. Gene Ontology annotation, biological process: electron transport chain. The record is from RefSeq and is a predicted model, not a curated record.
GAAUGAAAUGGAUGGAGGCGACGGAAUUGGUAGUUGCACCAGAUCGCUCCAGCGUCACUUAACCUCUGCUUCCUACUCGCACCUACCACCCUUCUUCUGCCAUUCCUCAUUAUUUAUACUCUUUUUUUGCCUCCGCCAUUGUUUCCAUCUCUUCCGCAUUUUCAAGUUUGACACUUCGACUUAGGCCCACUCACCCCCUUUCGUUUCCCCCCUUCUGGAACUUUAACUCCGUCGAACUCUGAUUCUCGCAGAUUCCAAAUCCAGCAUUUGAAGAAACCGGGGCAUGGAGUUCUUGCAGGCGCAGGAGAAUCAAUUACUUGUGGGCGUCACCCUCUCCGUCGUUGCCAUUGGGUUCGCCGCUUUCUAUCUCUAUUCUUCCAGCAAGAACAGAGGUUGCUUGGACCCAGAGAAGUUCAAGCAGUUUAAACUUGUUAAGCGCGUACAGCUGAGCCAUAAUGUCGCAAAGUUCACGUUCGCACUACCAACGCCUACUUCAGUGCUGGGUCUUCCAAUUGGGCAGCACAUAAGUUGCAGGGGCAAGGAUAGCCAAGGGGAAGAGGUUAUCAAAGCAUAUACACCUACUACUUUGGAUUCUGAUGUUGGAUAUUUUGAACUGGUUAUAAAGAUGUACCCACAAGGAAGGAUGUCACACCAUUUCCGUGAGAUGCGUGUUGGUGAUUAUCUUUCUGUCAAAGGGCCCAAGGGACGUUUUAGGUAUCAACCUGGUGAAGUUAGAGCGUUUGGGAUGCUUGCUGGAGGGUCUGGAAUUACUCCAAUGUUUCAGGUUGCUAGAGCCAUCUUAGAAAACCCAACAGACAAGACAAAGGUGCAUCUUAUCUAUGCCAACGUCACAUAUGAAGACAUUCUUUUGAAGGAAGAACUGGACCGUCUUGCUGCUAAUUAUCCAGGUCGUUUCAAAGUAUACUAUGUCCUAAAUGAGCCUCCAGAAGGAUGGGAUAGUGGUGUUGGAUUUGUAUCAAAGGAGAUGAUUCAAACCCAUUGUCCUCCUCCUGCACAUGAUAUCAGGAUACUGAGGUGUGGCCCACCACCUAUGAACAAGGCUAUGGCUACUCACCUUGAUGCCCUUGGAUAUGACCCUGACAUGCAGUUCCAGUUCUGAUUUUUCUCUUCUUUUAACAUUUCAUUAAUGGCCAGCCCGGGAUGGAAAACAAUCGCCAUGUGUUUUUUCUGAGUUUGAAUUUGCGAAGCAUGGGACUGACUUUGAGAGAGCCAGAAUUAGAAUGUGAAAUAAUUGAUUACUCCAUGACGAGGAUGAGACGUUGAAUUGAAUGUAUGGUAGAGAAAUGCAAUACAUGAAUGUCUGAUGCGUUAAUGAGA